CUCCCACUGGCUUCACUGGGCAUUCAGACAUAAUGAGGAGACUGGCUUUUCGAGGCGCUGGUUGUGCUCUGGUAAAGCUGAAGAAGUUGGAUUCCAUGGGUUCCAAGAGAAGAAGAGCUACUUCCCCUUCCAGCAGUGUCAGUGGGGACUUUGAUGAUGGGCACCAUUCUGUGUCCACACCAGGCCCAAGCCGGAAAAGGAGGAGACUUUCCAAUCUUCCAACUGUAGAUCCUAUUGCUGUGUGCCAUGAACUCUACAACACCAUUCGAGACUAUAAGGAUGAGCAGGGCAGACUCCUCUGUGAGCUCUUCAUUAGGGCACCGAAGCGAAGGAGUGUAUUUUUUCCCUCAGAUAUAAACGGCGCCAUCCUUUCUGCAUUCAUCUACAUUCCAGAUUCUCCUGAAUAUAAAGCUGCUUGCAAACUCUGGGAUUUGUACCUUCGAACAAGAAAUGAGUUUGUUCAGAAAGGAGAAGCAGAUGACGAAGAUGAUGAUGAAGAUGCACAAGACAGUCAAGGCACAGUGACCGAAGGAUCUUCUCCAAGUUACUUGAAGGAGAUCCUGGAACAGCUUCUUGAAGCUAUAGUUGUAGCCACAAAUCCAUCAGGACAUCUCAUUAGUGAACUUUUUCAGAAACUGCCUUCUAAAGUGCAAUAUCCAGACUAUUAUGCAAUAAUUAAGGAGCCUAUAGAUCUCAAGACCAUUGCCCAGAGGAUACAGAAUGGAAGCUACAAAAGUAUUCAUGCAAUGGCCAAAGAUAUAGAUCUCCUAGCAAAAAAUGCCAAAACUUAUAAUGAGCCUGGUUCUCAAGUAUUCAAGGAUGCAAAUUCAAUUAAAAAAAUAUUUUAUAUGAAAAAGGCAGAGAUUGAACAUCAUGAAAUGGCUAAGUCAAGCCUUCGAAUGAGGACUCCAUCAAAUUUGGCUUCAACCAGGCUGACAGGUCCUUCGCACAGUAAAGGCAGCCUUGGUGAAGAGAGAAAUCCCACUAGCAAGUAUUACCGGAAUAAAAGAGCAGUCCAAGGGGGUCGUUUAUCGGCAAUUACCAUGGCACUUCAAUAUGGCUCAGAAAGUGAAGAGGAUGCUGCUUUAGCUGCUACACGUUAUGAAGAAGGAGAGUCAGAAGCAGAGAGUAUCACUUCCUUUAUGGAUGUUUCAAAUCCUUUUUAUCAACUUUAUGACACAGUCAGGAGCUGUCGAAACAACCAAGGGCAGCUAAUAGCCGAGCCUUUUUUCCAUUUGCCUUCAAAGAAAAAAUACCCUGAUUAUUAUCAGCAAAUUAAAAUGCCUAUAUCACUACAACAGAUCAGAACAAAACUAAAGAACCAAGAAUAUGAAACUUUAGAUCAUUUGGAGUGUGAUCUGAAUUUAAUGUUUGAAAAUGCCAAACGCUAUAAUGUUCCCAAUUCAGCUAUCUACAAGCGAGUUCUAAAAUUGCAGCAAGUCAUGCAGGCAAAGAAGAAAGAGCUUGCCAGGAGAGAUGACAUCGAGGAUGGUGACAGCAUGAUCUCUUCAGCCACCUCUGAUACUGGUAGUGCCAAAAGAAAGAGUAAAAAGAACAUAAGAAAGCAGCGAAUGAAAAUCUUAUUCAAUGUUGUUCUUGAAGCUCGAGAGCCAGGUUCAGGCAGAAGACUUUGUGAUCUAUUUAUGGUUAAACCGUCCAAAAAGGACUAUCCUGACUAUUAUAAAAUCAUCUUGGAGCCAAUGGACUUGAAAAUAAUUGAGCAUAACAUCCGCAAUGACAAAUACACAGGUGAAGAGGGAAUGAUAGAAGACAUGAAGCUGAUGUUCCGGAAUGCUAGGCACUACAACGAGGAGGGCUCCCAGGUAAGUACAGGGGUUUAUCUGUUGAAGAAAUUGGAAAAAAAAGAAGAAAUUGGUUCAUUUAUUUCAUUUUAUCCAUUUAACAUUAAAUCUCUUUCUUUAGGUAGGAAGAGUGGCAUUUCUCCUAAAAAAUCAAAAUACAUGACUCCAAUGCAGCAGAAACUAAAUGAAGUCUAUGAAGCUGUAAAGAACUAUACUGAUAAGAGGGGUCGCCGCCUCAGUGCCAUAUUUCUUAGGCUUCCUUCAAGAUCUGAGCUGCCUGAUUACUAUCUGACCAUUAAAAAGCCCAUGGACAUGGAAAAAAUUCGAAGUCAUAUGAUGGCCAACAAAUACCAAGAUAUAGACUCUAUGGUUGAGGACUUUGUCAUGAUGUUUAACAAUGCCUGUACAUACAAUGAGCCUGAGUCUUUGAUCUACAAAGAUGCUCUUGUCCUGCACAAAGUCCUGCUUGAGACUCGGAGAGACCUGGAGGGAGAUGAGGACUCUCAUGUCCCAAAUGUGACCUUGCUGAUUCAAGAGCUUAUCCACAAUCUCUUUGUGUCAGUCAUGAGUCAUCAGGAUGAUGAGGGAAGAUGCUACAGUGAUUCCUUAGCAGAAAUUCCUGCUGUGGAUCCCAAUUUUCCUAACAAACCUCCCCUUACGUUUGACAUAAUUAGGAAGAAUGUUGAAAAUAAUCGCUAUCGGCGGCUUGAUUUAUUUCAAGAGCAUAUGUUUGAAGUAUUGGAAAGGGCAAGAAGGAUGAAUCGGACAGAUUCUGAAAUAUAUGAGGAUGCAGUAGAACUUCAGCAGUUUUUUAUUAAAAUUCGUGAUGAACUCUGCAAAAAUGGAGAGAUCCUUCUUUCACCAGCACUUAGCUAUACCACAAAACAUUUGCAUAAUGAUGUGGAGAAAGAGAAAAAGGAAAAAUUACCGAAGGAAAUAGAGGAAGAUAAACUAAAACGAGAAGAAGAAAAAAGAGAAGCUGAAAAGAGUGAAGAUUCCUCAGGUGCUGCAGGCCUCUCAGGCUUACAUCGCACAUACAGCCAAGACUGCAGCUUUAAGAACAGCAUGUAUCAUGUUGGAGAUUAUGUCUAUGUGGAGCCUGCAGAAGCCAACCUACAACCACAUAUAGUGUGUAUUGAGAGACUGUGGGAAGAUUCAGCUGGCGAAAAAUGGUUGUAUGGCUGUUGGUUUUAUCGGCCAAAUGAAACAUUCCACCUGGCUACACGAAAAUUUCUGGAAAAAGAAGUUUUUAAGAGUGACUAUUACAAUAAAGUUCCUGUUAGUAAAAUUCUAGGCAAAUGUGUAGUCAUGUUUGUCAAGGAAUACUUUAAAUUAUGCCCAGAAAACUUUCGAGAUGAGGAUGUUUUUGUUUGUGAAUCACGGUAUUCUGCCAAAACCAAAUCUUUUAAGAAAAUUAAACUGUGGACCAUGCCCAUCAGCUCAGUUAGGUUUGUCCCUCGAGAAGUACCCCUACCUGUAGUCCGGGUGGCAUCUGUAUUUGCAAAUGCAGAUAAAGGGGAUGAUGAGAAGAAUACAGACAACUCAGAGGACAGUCGAGCCGAAGACAGUUUUAACUUGGAAAAGGAAAAAGAAGAUGUCCCUGUAGAAAUGUCCAAUGGUGAACCAGGUUGCCACUACUUUGAGCAGCUCCAUUACAAUGACAUGUGGCUGAAGGUUGGCGACUGUGUCUUCAUUAAGUCUCAUGGCCUGGUGCGCCCUCGGGUGGGCAGAAUUGAAAAAGUAUGGGUCCGAGAUGGAGCUGCAUAUUUUUAUGGCCCUAUCUUCAUUCACCCAGAAGAAACAGAGCAUGAGCCUACAAAAAUGUUCUACAAAAAAGAAGUGUUUCUGAGUAAUCUGGAAGAAACCUGCCCCAUGACAUGUAUUCUGGGAAAGUGUGCUGUGUUGUCAUUCAAAGACUUCCUCUCAUGCAGGCCAACUGAAAUACCAGAAAAUGACAUUCUGCUUUGUGAGAGUCGUUACAAUGAGAGUGACAAACAGAUGAAGAAAUUUAAGGGACUGAAGAGGUUUUCACUCUCUGCUAAAGUGGUAGACGAUGAAAUUUACUAUUUCAGAAAACCAAUCGUUCCUCAGAAGGAGCCCUCACCUUUGUUGGAAAAGAAAAUUCAGUUGCUAGAAGCUAAGUUUGCUGAGUUAGAAGGUGGAGAUGAUGAUAUUGAAGAGAUGGGAGAAGAAGAUAGUGAGGUCAUUGAACCUCCUUCUCUACCUCAGCUUCAGCCUCCCCUGGCCAGUGAGCUGGACCUCAUGCCCUACACACCCCCACAGUCUACCCCAAAGUCUGCUAAAGGCAGUGCAAAGAAGGAAGGCUCCAAACGGAAAAUCAACAUGAGUGGCUACAUCCUAUUCAGCAGUGAGAUGAGAGCUGUGAUUAAGGCCCAGCACCCAGACUAUUCUUUCGGGGAGCUCAGCCGACUGGUGGGGACAGAAUGGAGAAAUCUUGAGACAGCCAAGAAAGCAGAAUAUGAAGAGCGGGCAGCUAAAGUUGCUGAGCAGCAGGAGAGAGAGCGAGCAGCACAGCAACAGCAGCCGAGUGCUUCUCCCCGAGCAGGCACCCCUGUGGGGGCUCUCAUGGGGGUGGUGCCACCACCAACACCAAUGGGGAUGCUCAAUCAGCAGUUGACACCUGUUGCAGGCAUGAUGGGUGGCUAUCCGCCAGGCCUUCCACCUUUGCAGGGCCCAGUUGAUGGCCUUGUUAGCAUGGGCAGCAUGCAGCCACUUCACCCUGGGGGGCCUCCACCCCACCAUCUUCCGCCAGGUAUGCCCGGCCUCCCGGGCAUCCCACCACCGGGUGUGAUGAACCAAGGAGUGGCCCCUAUAGUAGGGACUCCAGCUCCAGGUGGAAGUCCAUAUGGACAACAGGUGGGAGUUUUGGGGCCUCCAGGGCAGCAGGCACCACCUCCAUAUCCUGGCUCACUUCCAUCUGGCCCCCCUGUCAUACAGCAGCCAACCACGCCCAUGUUUGUGGCUCCUCCACCAAAGACCCAGCGGCUUCUCCACUCAGAGGCCUACCUGAAAUACAUUGAAGGACUCAGUGCUGAGUCCAACAGCAUUAGCAAGUGGGACCAGACCCUGGCAGCUCGAAGACGCGACGUCCAUUUGUCGAAAGAACAGGAGAGCCGCCUACCCUCGCACUGGCUGAAAAGUAAAGGGGCCCACACCACCAUGGCAGACGCUCUCUGGCGCCUUCGGGAUUUGAUGCUCCGAGACACCCUCAACAUUCGCCAUGCAUAUAACCUAGAAAACGUUUAGUCACAUCACUACAUUUCUUUUAUAGAAGCAUAAAGAGUUGUGGAACAGUAGCCAUUUUAGUUACUGGGGGUGGGGGGAAGGAACAAAGGAUAGUAAUUUUUAUUGCAUUUUACUGUACAUCACAAGGCCAUUUUUAUAUAAGGACACUUUUAAUAAGCUAUUUCAAUUUGUUUUUGUUAUAUUAAGUUGACUUUAUCAAAUACACAAAGAUUUUUUUGCAUAUGUUUCCUUUGUUUAAAACCAGUUUCAUAAUUGGUUGUAUAUGUACACUUGGAGUUUUAUCUUUCCACUUGUUGCCAUGGAACUGAAACCAUCAAAGGUUUUGUCUUGGCGUGGGGUUUUUGUUUUUUGGCUUUUGUGUUUUCUUUUUUUCUUUUUUUUUUUUUUUAUAAAAGAACAAACAAAAUGAAAAAAAUACACACAAGAGUUUACAAAUUAGUUUAAGUUGACAGUGAAAUGUGAAGUUGGUCCUAGUUUACAUAUUAGAGAAGGAAGGGAGUGUACUUGUGUCUGUUUCAUGUGCCUGAAUAUCUUAAGUCACUUUCCACAAAAGUUGUUUCUUACAGGUGAAAUGAAGUGCUUUCUUUGAAAGGUUGUUAUUUAGGUUAUAAAAGUUUGACAGACAUGGCACACUCUGUUAACUCAGAGGCUCACUACAGAAAUCUGUGGUCAGUGCUGUGUAUCUGUUUGCAGCUAGUGUACCUCCUGGACAGCUACAGAGAAAGAAUACUUUUUCUUGUGCUGAGUUAGACAUCUAUGGUAUUAGUGAUUUUUACAGAACAUGUGCACAACCCUGAAUUAUAUUUAGUAUUGGCUGGUAAGUUUAAGGGUACUUUUGAUCUAUUUAUAAUUCACAAUUUAUGCCUGUACAUGUUGGGUGAUUUAAAAUUUUAAGUCUGUUACAUUGAAAAACAUUGAAGUGUGCAUGAAGGUGAUUUAUUUUUAAACAUAACACCGAACUUGACAUAGGGAACAGUGUGUGUAACUGGAUAUGAGCUGUAUCAGAAGCAUAAUUGUGAACGGGUAGAUUGCCUGCAUAUGCAAAUAGUUUUAGUAUUCUUUAUUUCCUCAUUAUCAGAUGUGGCAUUUUUCUCUUCUAAAUUUCAGGGUGUAAUUCUCAAUCAGAAAUUUAAUACUUUCUAAUUUUUUUUUUAAUUUUGCAGCUUGUGCUUUUGAGAAGGGAAUCAUAAUUUAAGGAAAUGCUCACUAAAAAGACCAUUACAGAUUCCCAAACACUUGGGUUUGGUGACCCCAUCUUUAUUAUAUGACCCUAGAAUAAACAUUUGGAGGCAGUAUAUUAGCCACAAAUAUGAAACAUUAUUACACUUGGCUGGGAGUAUGUUUUGAAAACUGCUUUAUUGCAACAGGGUGGUUGCCAUCAUGGUGGAGUGUCCACUGCUGUCUGUAAAUUGAGAGAGUGACUCUCAGUGGAUACUUUUUUCCUUUUAAUCUGCUAUGAAUCAAUACCUGCAUGUUUAAUUACCAUACUUAUUUAAAUCAUGAGGGCUAAAGAGUGUAGAAAGGAAAAAGUCUCUUGUAUCUAGAUACUUUAAAUACAGGAGGCCCUUAUAACUUAAUUGCCUUUAGUCAACCACUAGAUCUCAGUUUGCAUCAAAUAAUUUUGAAUUUUAAAAAAAUGUAUGGCAGUAGUAUGUCAGUACCUUAUUGUUGAACUGGAUCAGAUAAAUCUUCAGUUCCUGGUUAUUUGGGCCAUUGAAUCAUCAUGGACUAAAUAAUGCAAUCAGAUUCUUUGAUUUCUAGACAUCUGUGAAUUACACCAAAAAACCUGAAAUUUAAUUUUGGUUAAAUCAUUUAUUUCAUGCAUUCAUUUUAUUUCCCUUUUUAAGGUCUGGAUGAGACUUCUUUUGGGAGCCUCUAAAAACUCUUCACUGUGGGCCACAGAGGGCAUUAGAAGCCAGCACACUUCUCCUCUGGGCUCCUUCGCAGUCCCUAGAGGUGCUAUAGGAACCAUAGAUCCAUCCAAGGGCUUCCUUAAGGCAGUGAAGAGCCAGCCCAGGGUGCCAUUAGGCAGGCCCUAAGUAAGUUUUCUUUUUAAAAAGAAAAAAAACAAAACUAUGUAUUUAUUUUAGAAUCAUGUCUUUCUGUAUAUUAACUUGGAGAAUAUCAGUUAAUAUUUAGGAUAUAAGAUUUGAGGUCAGCCAUCUUCCAAAAAAGAAAAACAAAAAAGUCCUGAUUUAAAGUACAAGAAAACUAUACGUCUUUUUUUUCAUGAUUCUUAGAAACUGUAGUAAUGUGGCAUAGAAAAUAUAAUGGCCUAAAUAUUUUCAAAAUGUAAGUUCCUGUGGAGAAAAAUUUUGUUUAUAUGGGGGGAAAACGUAUGGGUUUAAAAUAGUAUGUCAGCUGAUUUAAAAGGUCUUUAAUUGUUCUGUUUUGUUUUUUAACCCACCCUUUCCUUCCUAUGAGGAAGAAUCGAGGGGACAUUUAUCUGCGUAAAAUCCCCAAAUUGGUGUUGAUGACUUUUCAGCUUGAACAUUUCAGACCUGACCAAAACUUGGUUUAUUCUGAUUUCUGUAUCAUAUCAUCUGAGGUUUAAGUGGUAACUAGUCUUAUAACAUGUAUGUAUCAUAUGUUUGUUCAUCUAAAGCUUUUUAAUCCAAAUAAAAAUGGAGUUUGCAAAGUGAUUUGGAUUAACCAGGUUUGGUUGUUAGAUGUUAGUUUCAAGCAGAUUUAACUCCUGCAAGCCCUGACUUCAUGCUGACAAGGAUAAGGCUGCCAAUUUAAGGGAAGAAAGUUCUUCAGGAGGAGGUGAAAAUCUGUGUCCGGACCCCUGGUUCAUGGGUCAGGCUGCAUUAACACAGAAGCUGAAUAUAGUCGGACCGCAUCCUGAAAUGCCUGAUGCCACACCUCUCAGGCCGGCAGUCAAGGAAUUCCUAGCGUGUCCUCAGCAUGGGUAGAAAUGCAGGUUGAAGUUAAAAUUGAAGAUAGAGUUACUGAGGGCAGAGGGUGAGGAAAGCAUGUCCUCUAUCAUAAAGCAGUAUAACCCACUUCAAAUAGCCAGCUUAUUGUGGCCAGAAGAGACAGGUGGCUUGGCUGUGUCUUUAACAUGUUUAUAAGCUCUUAAAACAUGACCACGCUUUUAAUAGAAAGUGUUGGUAAAAUCAACCAACUGUUUUCCUCUAAUAUCACUUUGCAAAUCCCUGUGGUUUUAUUCUCCUGAAUAGUUUAGGGCUAUACUGCCAUCUGUGCUUAUGAGCAUAUUUUGAACAAUCACUGAUGUACAUAGUUAAACAUCUCAGCUGAACACUAGGAGCAAACAAAUACUGUUAAAUAUUACUGUGUUCUUUUUUAGUUUGGAAGUAUGCUAGGUCAGCUGAAUGAAAGUUAGGAACUGAACAAAUAGGCUAUUCUGCUAUUUGGGGUAUUUUCUGGUUUUCAUGUCUUGUGGAUUGCACAUAAAUGUGACAAGAAACUCCAAAUUUAAUACAUAUGUGAAGACUAAGCACUGAUACUGCUUUACUAAGGAGAGAAAUUGCUUUGGAAGACACCAUGAUCCAAAGUAUAUUUUGUUAAAGAGAGGUAACUCAGUGUGAAAAAUUCAAACGUACAAAAAAAGGGAGGUUUAUGUGAUUGAGUUAUAACAUCAGGAUUUAGGUAACUCUUCAAAAAUAAAACUGCUAGAUGGACUAAAA
Galeopterus variegatus (Sunda flying lemur) is the source of this 8719-nucleotide messenger RNA. It is a transcript of the gene PBRM1, whose product is annotated as polybromo 1. The transcript is spliced from 32 exons. Gene Ontology annotation, molecular function: chromatin binding; protein binding. Gene Ontology annotation, cellular component: RSC-type complex. The record is from RefSeq and is a predicted model, not a curated record. The coding region runs from base 33 to 5069 and encodes 1678 amino acids. Gene Ontology annotation, biological process: chromatin remodeling. Lineage: Eukaryota; Metazoa; Chordata; Mammalia; Dermoptera; Cynocephalidae.